Messenger RNA from Hypomesus transpacificus, 1460 nucleotides. It is a transcript of the gene gabra6b, whose product is annotated as gamma-aminobutyric acid type A receptor subunit alpha6b. Lineage: Eukaryota; Metazoa; Chordata; Actinopteri; Osmeriformes; Osmeridae. Bases 109 to 1449 code for a protein of 446 amino acids. Gene Ontology annotation, biological process: regulation of postsynaptic membrane potential; nervous system process; synaptic transmission, GABAergic. Gene Ontology annotation, molecular function: GABA-gated chloride ion channel activity; benzodiazepine receptor activity; inhibitory extracellular ligand-gated monoatomic ion channel activity. The transcript has 10 exons. Gene Ontology annotation, cellular component: GABA-A receptor complex; synapse; postsynapse. The record is from RefSeq and is a predicted model, not a curated record.
UUCACACUAAGCCUUGUUGUGAUCGGUUCUGAAUAUGCUUCUCAAUCAUGGAAUAUGCAAAUUAUAACAGUUGACCAUAGAUUUUUGGCAGUGGAGUUUUGGUGAGGCAUGGCGGUCGUUCUCACUUGCUUAUUUCUCUCCUGUGUGAGCAAUGUUUGGGGAACUCAAGCGCCACAAGCGAAUAUUUAUUUGGAUAACAUAACGCGCAUAUUGGAUAGAUUACUAGAUGGAUAUGACAACAGGCUACGACCUGGAUUUGGAGGUCCAGUCACAGAGGUCAAAACAGACAUCUUUGUCACCAGCUUUGGUCCUGUCUCAGAUGUUGAGAUGGAGUACACGAUGGAUGUCUUUUUCCGUCAAACGUGGAUCGACGAGCGGCUGAAAUUCGAAGGCCCCAUUGAGAUCCUGCGGCUGAACAACCUCAUGGUCAGCAAGAUCUGGACGCCGGACACUUUCUUCCGGAAUGGCAAGCGUUCCAUCUCUCACAACAUGACCACUCCCAACAAGCUGUUUCGCAUCAUGCAGAAUGGAACCAUCCUCUACACCAUGAGACUGACCAUCAACGCAGAGUGUCCAAUGCGACUGAUGAAUUUCCCCAUGGAUGGUCACGCCUGCCCGCUGAAGUUUGGGAGCUAUGCUUACCCCAUGAGUGAGAUUGUCUACACAUGGAAGAAGGGUCCUCUGUUUUCUGUGGAGGUCCCCCAGGAGUCGUCGAGUUUACUGCAGUACGACCUGAUAGGUCAGACAGUGUCCAGCGAGAGGUUAAAAUCCAACACAGGUGAAUACGUUAUUAUGACGGUUCACUUCCACCUGCAAAGGAAGAUGGGCUUUUUCCUGAUCCAGACGUACAUCCCCUGUAUCAUGACUGUCAUCCUUGCCCAGGUCUCUUUUUGGAUCAAUAAGGAAUCGGUUCCUGCUCGAACUGUAUUCGGCAUAACCACAGUGCUGACCAUGACCACGCUGAGCAUCAGCGCCCGCCACUCUCUACCCAAAGUCUCCUACGCCACGGCCAUGGACUGGUUCAUCGCCGUGUGCUUCGCCUUCGUGUUCUCCGCCCUCAUCGAGUUUGCCGCCGUCAACUACUUCUCCACGCUGCAGGCCAACCGGGAGCUGCGCAAGGCGGCGGCCAUGAAAGCCGCCGCCCAGGAAGCGGCUGCCGGGGGGAGCGACGGGGACGUUACCUCGCUGGACCCGAGCAGCGUGCUGAAGAAGAGGAUGAACUCGGCCCCUCUGUUCGAGCGGCCGGCCAAGACGUUCCCCAACCCGCCGGUAAACGCCCAGGCCUUCCUCCAGCAAGGCUCGGCAGUGCCGGACAACAACGUCCUGACGGGCACCAGCAUCAUCGACAAGUACUCGCGCAUCCUCUUCCCCCUGUCGUUCGGGGCCUUCAACCUGGUCUACUGGAUCGUCUAUCUCACCAAGGAUACCAUGGAGCUCUCCAGUGUGUAAACCUACUGGAG